Molecule: messenger RNA, 2022 nt
Organism: Nothobranchius furzeri (turquoise killifish)
Lineage: Eukaryota; Metazoa; Chordata; Actinopteri; Cyprinodontiformes; Nothobranchiidae
Source: RefSeq, a predicted model, not a curated record
CGAGAAUCCACUUUUUCAUGACAGAACAGCCGUGUUCAGGUUCGUGACAAAGGCGGAGCUUGUUGUAGACGUGUUGUGGUUUGAGAUUGUGACUCUUUCAGGUGCUCAUGUGGUAAAGUACUUCAGCAGAAACUUCUGGUUCACAUGUGAGGUCGGAGACUCUGAAAGUUUCAGUACAGUUAGAGUCUUCACGAUGGCUGGACAUAUGUUUAUUUGUAUCCUCACAUGUUCUUUCAUACAGAUCCAAGUAACACAAGCAAAAGCUCUUCUUCAGGCUAAACUGACAGAGAAUCAAUCACUGAUCAAACCAACAGAUUCAGUCUCUCUCAGCUGUCGGGCUCCGUCUGCUGUUUCUGUGCAUCAGUGUUAUUUCUAUGUGAACAGAAAAAAUCCAAGGCCCUGUUCCUGUGUGAAGACCUUUACAGGAACUGAGCUGCUGUUAAUGUCACAGAAAACUUCCCCUGCUGUGAUUGAAGUCAAAUGUUUCUACACGGUGCUUAAUGGAGCUGUAAAUGCUCCGUCUCCACACAGUGAUCCGUCCUACAUCACCAUCAGCCAAAAACCACAAAUAAGUGUUGAUGCUGAUACAUAUUUCAUCUUCAUCUGCUCCCUGCCUGGAUUUGUGGACCCUCAUACAUCAUGUAAUCUGUACUUUGGAGAAGCAAAACUUCCAGCCCAAACAAAACCCAUCAGGGGUAAAAAGAACAAACCCCAUCGGUGGUUCUGCCAGUUUUUUAUCCAUGAAGAAGAUGUCUUGAGUCAUCUACAAUUAGCUCAACAGAAGGAUGCCAGCUGUGAUUACAGUGACGGGAAAUCUUUCUCUCCUCGUAGUGAUCCAUACAACUUGACUGAUGUUCAGACACCAGACAAGCAUCAGUCUGAAGCAAAGACAACCUCUUCUGGAAAGACCAUGGGAAAUGUGACACCGGGACAUGAUAACACAGUUACUGUCCACUCCACUGUUGCUUUGAUCUCUACUCAGACUAAAACAAGGACUUCAUACAGAAAUCCAGGUCAGACUGUUGCAGCUGUAACCACAGCACAACUAACAUUUGGAAGACUGAGAUGGGCAUUGCUGGUGGGCGUGUCUGGUGCUGGACUGACUGUAGGCAUUAUAGUAUUUGUGCUGGCUUGUGUCAGCGCCAAACGAUCAUCUGACAAAAAUGUUCAAAGCAGAAAUCAAACCAACUUCACAGCUGAACUGACGUGCACGACAUCUGCAUGUGAGACUGGAGUUCACAGCAUGAUCGAGUGCGUACCUGCGACUGACUCUACAGGUUCUGAUAAUCUUCACCAGAUAGAGCUGCAAAAUGAUGAAGCUGACGUGUACCACAUGUACUGCAUCAUCUCUGAGCUGCCACCUCCAUCGACUAACAUGGCUUACAGCUUCCUGCAGACUCACUGAGACACUGAUUGUUUCACAGAGAAGAAAACAGGCAGCAGAAAGAUGAAUGCAUUUGCAUUUGUGUUAAUAAAUAAAAAUACUAUUAUGAGUUAUAAAAAGCUGUAAAUGUUUGUAGCAUUUGUUCAUGUCUCAGAUUGAUUUAAUGAUGAUUCUGUUUGUGUCAGACUGUAUCUUACCCUACCAUAUUUAUUUAUAGAGCACAUUUAAAACCAGCAUGUCAGCUGACCAAAGUGCACAAAAGAGGGCGACGUACUAGCAGACACAAAACAGUAAAUCUAAAAUGCUAAAAAGAGCCCUCACAACCAAAGAAUAUAAAACAAACUCCAUCCAUCCAUCUAUCCAUUUUCAUCCGCUUAUCCGGAGUCGGGUUGCGGGGGCAGUAGCCAUAAGUCGAGAGGCCCAGACUUCCCUCUCCCUCACCACUUAAACCAGCUCCUCCAGGGAAAUCCCAAGACAUUACCUGGCCAGGUGAGAGACAUAGUCCCUCCAACAUUUCCUGGGUUUACCUUUAGGCCUCCUCCCGGUUGGACGUGCCUGGAAAACCUUAUCAGGGAGGCAUCCUGACCAGAUGCCUGAGCCACCUCAACUGGCUCGAAUCUACUCGGAGUCCCUCCCGG